AUGAAGGAAACGGUUAAUAUUGUCGAUGAGAAUAUAAAGAAUGAUGAAGAUGUGGCGUUUGAGUACGAAAUUCAAAAGACACCACAGAAUACACUCACAUGGAAACGAUACCUUGCGUAUUGGAAAAAAGAGGGAAGAACUGACGAACAAAUCAGAUGGCUAUAUGAGAGGUUUUGUUCCCAAUUUUUAACAGAUGCAAGCGUAUGGGAAGAGUAUAUACGGUGGGAAUCGACAAAGAAAGUAAUCAAGACUUCACGCAUUUUCUCACUUUUUCAAAGAUGUCUGAAUACUUGUGCGCAAGGCUGUGAUAGUAUAUGUCUGUCCUAUUUGGAGUUAGCUAUUGAACAGCAUGACUUGUCGACGAUUAGGCACUCUUUAGAUUCAUCUUUGAUAAGAUUGGAUACGAAAAUGCAUUCAAAAGUCUGGGAACCUGUCUUACGGUUUUUAGCGGAGAAAAUAUUACCUCUAACACAAUGGGACUCAACUCAAGAAGAUGAUGAGGAAAGUGCUGACGAAGCCGAACUAAUGGAUAUACUUUUAGCAAAGGGUCUCGUGAAGAUAGGCUUUAUUAGUAAGCGACCAAUUGAAAGCGGAAGCAUCGGUGAUAUUUGGUCGUCACAACUGUUAGAGAGAUAUCUAAAGGUGGCUCCGCAGCAAAGGCAGCAUGAGCUCCUGGCGAUCCUUGCGAAAACUAGAGAUAGUAUCACCACCAAAUCGGUGUACGAAAAAAAAAAAUACUUAACAAAAGACGAAAUCAGUGGAAAGUAUCUGCCCAACUCGAAACUAACAUUUGCAUUAAAUUUCAACUAUUUGAUCACCUUGGAAAAAUUAGGAGAAGAUGAGCAAUAUGAAGAAUUCAUGAGCCAAAUGAGUGAGAUAUACCCCGACAACUGGGUCUUUUUAACGUUGUCACUUUCCAAAUACUAUAUUUCUCGCGGCAGGCUUAAUAGUUGCGGUGAUUUAUUGAGGAAAAGUUUACAACAAACACUUAAUUAUAAUGAUUUUGAUCGUAUUUACAAUUUUUACCUGCUUUUCGAACAACAGUGCUCUCAGUUUAUUUUAGGAGAGCUAAAAAACAAUAACAGCAAAAUUUCCAAUGAAAAAAAAUGGGUUGAAGAGUUGCAACGCCAUAUGGUGACAUUUGAAUCUUUAGUUGACUCACAUGACAUCUAUUUGAAUGAUCUAGCACUAAGGCAAGACCCAAACUUAGUGGAAACGUGGUUGAGAAGAGUGUCGUUGCAGGAAACAGCUGCAGAAAAGUGUAAUAUAUAUUCAGAGGCUAUAUUGACGAUUGACCCCCUCAAAGUAGGUACGCCUGGCUCUUUUGGUAGGCUAUGGCGUUUAUAUGGCGAUUUGUACUGGAAUGCAAAGGCCACCAGCACCGCAAGGGAAUUAUGGGCACAGUCUUUGAAGGUACCGUAUCCUUACAUACAAGACUUGGAAGAGAUUUACUUAAACUGGUCCGACAAAGAAUUAGACGAAGAAGGAGUUGAAAGGGCAGUUUCUAUACUUGAGGAUGCAUUAAAAGUUCCAAGGAAUCCAGAGCAUAUGCUUGAAAAAUUUAACAACGGACACAGAAGGAUUCCCGCUCAAACUGUCGUAUUCAACUCACUGCGCAUUUGGUCCAAAUACAUCGAUAUCUUAGAAGCCUAUUGUCCAAUGGAUGCGAGCUCUUCUGACAAAAUUCUCAAUAAAACGAAGGCAGCGUAUAAUAAUGUUAUUGAUCUGAAAUUGGUUACUCCAGCAAUGGUGGAAAAUUUUGCGCUUUUCUUACAGAGGCAUCAUGAGGUUAUAGAAAGUUUUCAAGUGUAUGAAAAAGCGAUCCCCAUGUUCCCUCCUGAAAUUCAAUAUGAAUUCUGGACUGAGUACUUAGAAGUAGCGACAUCCCACCAAUUGUCGCCAAUAAGUCCCGAACACAUCAGAUUCUUGUUCGAGGAAGCACUGAAUAAUUUAAGUCCGCAUGGCGUAGACUGUAAGACAAUUAUUAUUGCAUAUAGUACCUUUGAAGAAAAUCAAAGUGGCCUGGCUAAGAAAACAAUUGAGAUCUUACACAGAGGUGCUAAAUUAAAUGCUGACAGCACGAAUAUGCAUCUCGAAAGUAGAUUGCAAAUGUGGAGAAUGUGUAUAUCUAAGGCCGAAUCUACCCUGGGUCCAUCAGUAGUCAGGGACUUAUACCAAGAAUGCGUACAAUGGCUGCCGAACUCCAAAGCUGUUGAGUUCGUGAUCAAAUUUUCAGAUUUUGAAGGCUCUUUGGGAGAGACUAUUCGAGCUAGGGAAGUUUUAGGUUAUGGUGCAAAGCUCCUUCCCCCAUCAAGAAAUACGGAAUUAUGGGACCAUUUUGAGAAUUUCGAGUUGAAAUACGGUGACAAGGAAACCUAUAAGGAGAUGCUAAAGAUGAAGAAGUUAUUGGAGCUUGAAAUGGUAAUUGAUUCCGAAGUUGUUGGUCAAGAGGAAGGUAACAUUAAUUUUGUGGCAGCUGCAACCACACGUGGACCAAACUCGCGUGGCUUCGUCCAACCAACCGCUUCCCAGUCUGCUAAUCCAGAUGAAAUAGAAUUAGAUUUAUGA
Molecule: messenger RNA, 2568 nt
Organism: Saccharomyces kudriavzevii IFO 1802
Lineage: Eukaryota; Fungi; Ascomycota; Saccharomycetes; Saccharomycetales; Saccharomycetaceae
Gene: SYF1
Product: mRNA splicing protein SYF1
Exons: 1
Coding region: 1-2568 (855 amino acids)
Biological process (GO): mRNA splicing, via spliceosome; generation of catalytic spliceosome for first transesterification step
Cellular component (GO): U2-type catalytic step 2 spliceosome; Prp19 complex; post-mRNA release spliceosomal complex
Molecular function (GO): protein binding
Source: RefSeq, a predicted model, not a curated record